AUGUUGUUCGCCAGGUCCCUCAUUCUAGCCUGCCUCACGGUCACCGCAACCGCCAUCGACAUCCACUGGUACCGGAACCGAGGCUGCAGUGGUUCAUAUGGGCGGUGCACCAACAUGCCCGCGAGCGGUUGCUGUACCCUGAUUCCUCAAGACGUCAACUCCGCCGUCAGCUGGAAUAACAUUCCGACCGACCAGAAUAUUAUCGCCCAGGGCUACUGGCAGGAGGGCUGCUCGGGCAACAUCGCAGGGUCCGGCCGGAGUAACUAUCUCAGCUCCUUGUGCUUCCCCACGCCCCAGUACCGUGGCGCCAAGUACCACACCAUCAAUGGCCUGCGUCACACCAAUACCGAGGAAAACCCCGCCGAGACCGAGGCUCCAUGCCGGAAGCCCGACGUGCUUGUGUUCGAGGACGGUCAUGAGUUCAACCUGACGGACCUGAAUGAAGAGCAAUACUCUGAAGUGGUGUGUAUCUCCUUCUGCGCUUUUGAAAGCUACAAGAACUUCAUGUCUGGCGGUUCCUCGUCCGAGGUCGAGACUUUCUUCGCCGCACUCGACAUCUAA
This is a messenger RNA of Microdochium trichocladiopsis, 561 nucleotides long. RefSeq lists its product as uncharacterized. The transcript has 2 exons. Bases 1 to 561 code for a protein of 186 amino acids. NCBI's taxonomy places the organism in Eukaryota, Fungi, Ascomycota, Sordariomycetes, Xylariales, Microdochiaceae. The record is from RefSeq and is a predicted model, not a curated record.